This is a messenger RNA of Dermatophagoides farinae (American house dust mite), 1393 nucleotides long. NCBI's taxonomy places the organism in Eukaryota, Metazoa, Arthropoda, Arachnida, Sarcoptiformes, Pyroglyphidae. The record is from RefSeq and is a predicted model, not a curated record.
UUCUUCAUCAAAUCAUCAUAACCAUGGAUCCAGUUCAUUUUCAUUUUUAUCAUCAUCAAACUCAUCAUCAUAUGAUAUAAAUCUAUUCGAAUCCUCUUCCAAUUUAUCGAAUGAUUCAGUUUUUGUUGAAAAAAACAAUACUAAUCAUCAUCAUCAUAAUGAUAGCUCAUCAUCAUCGCCUUCAACAUCUAAGAUUCAAACAUUUGCAACAUCAAGUUUAGCUCAAGAAGCAAACGAAUUUUCGUCAUCAUUUUCCAAAACAAAAACACUAAUCGGUGAACGACUGAAUUAUUCAGAGAAAGACGAAAAAAAGAAGAAAUCAAAAUCAUCUUCAAAAUCAUCAUCGUCGACUAAAUUAAGUCGUGCAUUUGAUUAUUAUAAAAGUAUCUGUAAUUAUUAUAACAAAGAUUCAACGAGAUUGUCAACAAAAGAUAAAUUCUCAUUCGAUAUGGAACAUAUUCAUCAUCCCGAUGAUGAUGGCGAUGGAAAUUCAGCAGUAGAUAUUAGUAAUCCACAACAACAACAAAAUGAUUUAUUAGCGCGACAAAAACGAUUUAAAAUCACUGAAAAACAGCUUACAUAUCUUAAACACAAAAUUGAAAAACUUUUAGUAAAAUUAGAAUCUGAAUAUGAAACAGAAUUGGCAACUACACCGGAUGAAGAGUGUGUCAUCUGUAUAAAUGCAAAAGCAACGAUGCAAACAUUUCCAUGUGGACAUCGUGUGGUUUGUCGGAAAUGUUUUGUUAAAACCAUACAGAUGGUUGUAUCACAACGAAUGUUACCAUUACGAUGUGUCAUUUGUCGUGCAAAAGUAUUGCGUCUGAAACAAACAACAAUUGGUGGAUUUCAUUGUUGUGGCGGUAAUCGAUCAAAUAACAUUUGCACAUCAGUGUCGAACAAUGGCAAUAAUAGUAAUAGUAAGAUUGAUUUAAAUUUUAUUCAUUGGAUCACUAUUACCACUAGUAAUAGUGAUGAUCAGUCAAUCAAAACACAUAACAAUAACCGUAGACCCAACAGUUUGCCAUUGAAAUCAUUAUCCCAAACACCAUCAACAACAAAAUCAUCGCCAACGACACCUACAAGUUGUUUGGCUGAAAUAUUUAAUGUACAAAAAGAACUAUAUGAAAAUUGGGAAAGUAAUCAGAUUCAGAAUCAGAAUGAGCAAAUUAUUAACAAUAAUGAUGAUGAUCCGUCCAUGUUUUUGUUGAUGAUGAUGAUGGCCAACACCAGCACCGAUAAUAAUAUUAAUCAAAAGCCAUCAACAACAAGACGACAGAUUUUUGAUCUAGAAUCUGGUAUUGAAUGGUAUGAACGACGCCUACAACGACAACAACAGCAGCAGCAGCAGCAGCAAUUUUCUUCUCCAAAUCAUCAUCAUGAACAAAAUCAAUGA